AACCGCAAGCGAGCCGCUGAGUUGCCAACCGGGCGCCCCCGCCGCCCUCCCUUCCCAGCACCCUGCUUGGAGCCUCGUUCCCUCCCUGCCAGGAGGAGGAGGAGGAGGAGGAGGCGAGAGGAUCCUCCGUCCUUAGCCAUUCGUCGCCCUGUGCGCACCAGCGCAGCAUCCGAGCCGGGGACCCGCUAAGCAUCGGAGCGCCCCAGGCGGCAGCCGGGCGGAGCGCAGCGCAGCGCAGCGCAGCGCUCAAGCGGGGUCCCCCCCGUACUGGGCGGCCAGCAGCCGCCUCGCCUCGCCUCGCCUCUUUCCGAUGCACGGCUGGCUGGCUUGCUAGCUCGCUUGCGCGUCCGAAGCCGGAGAUCCACGCGCUGAGCCCGAUCGCCCCGCGGCAGGUGGCUCCUUGCGCACUUUUCCCACCCCCAGCCGCAGUUCUUCAUCGUCCCGCCGAUCAGUGCCAGGGGAGAAGCCGGUUCUCACGACCGGAGCCGGGACACCCACGCGCGACCAGCCAGACCCGAGUUUAAGGACCCGAGUCGUUUUGGUUUGAACAAAUCCUUCGUUUUGGUUUGAACAAAUCCUUCACCCCCCUCCGCCCGGGUUCCUGUUCCGAUUAUGGGGCUCCCGGAUUGAGGCACGAAGCAGGGGCGUGGGGGGGGGAGAGGUCUCCCCUACCCGCGCGAGAGGAAGACGGAAGGAAAAGAAAACCCGCCACGCGGGUUUCUCCAGCCCAGCUUGCAGAAGAUCGUACGGAUUUAACUGCCACCCCGGGGAAGAUGCCGUUCGCCGGAUGGGCCCUGAGUCUCGCCGUCUUGUGCGAAGUUGCCUUUGGACUGUACUUUCCCCGGAAGACAUAUCAUGAAAACGUUUACCUUGAACAACCGGAAGGGACACCUUUAUUACAACUCCAUGCCUUAAAAGAUUCGGAAGAGGAGGAAGCUUUCUUUUGUCUAGUCCCAGAUUCCUUUGGAACGGGGUCCAAAAAUCUAUGGUUUCAGAUUGGCGAGAGAACGGGACUCCUGUACCUCAACAAGAGUCUGGAUAAAGAAGACUUCAUUGUCCUUUCUUCGGGAAGUCCCGUGGCCAAAGUCGUGCUCCGCGUUUUCCUCUCUUCCAAACCUUUCCAGGCCAAAAACUGUCUGGGCUCGUCGGCUAUGACGUUGGUCAAACUCUCGGUCAUCAAUGGCACCGUGCCGGAGUGCAGCUCUGCAACAUCAAGCCGGCUCUGUUUUCCUGCCAUGGAUCUCUCUUUUCACAUCAUGGAGAAUAAACCCCCGGGAAUCUUUCACCAGCUCCAGUCCUUUGCCCUGCAGUACCAAUGUCACAAUAUCAGCAUUUCCUACAAGCUCAUCACAGAUGAGAACCUGCCCUUUUAUUAUAACGAGGAGACCACCGCCGUAGGAGUCUCCAAACCCCUCGACCGAGAAGAACGAGAAAAGUACGAGAUGUUGGCUCAGUGCACCUUGAAGGAAGGCUCCCAAGAGACGUUCAGAGAGGUCCCUCUGCUCAUCCAUAUUCUGGAUGAAGACGACAUGCCUCCUUUUCUAUCCAAUGGGACCAGCACAACAGACGCCGUAGUGGAGUUCAAAAGAGAAGAGGGUACCGUCUUGGCAGCAUUAUCAGUCCUGGAUACAGACACAACUCCUAUCUACCCUGUAGAUACCAGCAGGAAGAAAUACACAGGCACCAUAAAUUCAUCAGAUCCCUGGAUACAGGAAACAUUUCGUGUGGACCAUCUCUUCCACGAGAUCUAUUUCCACCCAAACGGCAGCCAAGUGCGGGGCACGCAACACGAAUAUAAGUUGAUACUAAACAGGACCGUUUCCAUUAUGGAAAGCCGUUCCAUCCUGCUGGAAGUCAUUGUGAAUGACACAACGUACCAGGGGCCCGACAAAUCCUUGACGCUUCACUUCAACGUCUCCAUCCUCCCAGUCUCCAUCCGGUUCUCAAAUCCGACGUAUCAGUUCACGGUGAACAGAAAUGCGGCCAACUUUUCACAAAUAGGGAAACUCUGCAUUGACAACUGCAUGAAGUUUUACGGCGUCAGCAUCACGUACAGCUUAGAGAGCCCAAAUGUUAGCUGCUAUGCGGUGGAGGUGGCUCCGAGCCACGAUGACAAGUAUGGAAUUCUCUACGUGAACAAUUCCGCCGUGCUGCAGAACCCCGAGUGCAGAGAAAUCCACUACCCCGUGCUAGCUAAAGAGGAGUGGAGCGGAAAGGAAGCUUACGCUCAUCUUACCGUCGUGCUUGAAGGAUCACUUAUACAUAAUGAUAAGAACUGUCCAGACUCCUGUGCUACGAGCAAAAGGCGAUCAGAGUGUGAAGAAUGUGGAGGUGUUGGAGUUCUGAUGGGAAAAUGCCAGUGGAGGCAGGGAAGCGGGAAAGGAAUAACCACCAACUACUCCACCUGUACUCCAAGCGUCAAGACAUGUCCAGAUGGCCUUUGCGAUGCUGUAGAAAGCAAAGAUAAGAGAGUCUGCCCUCAAGAUUGCACAAGAACCAACAUUAUUGGAGGUCAUCAGAAAGGAAUCCUUGGAACUGGGAUCAAGGCAGGGCACGGCGUUUGUCACUGCUUUCCAGGAAUAAGCUGUUACUGUGCAAAAGAUGAUAUCAGGGAACCUUUUUGUGAUGAUAUGUGCAAAAUGGUGAUUGCGGGUGGUGUCGUGCUCUCCUUCAUUAUCUCGGUUGUCCUGUCUUCCUACUUCAUUCAUCGGUACCACAAGAAUGCGCCAAAAACACCCAUCGCCUCAGCGGAGAUGACCUUCCGGCGGCCGGCUCAGGCCUAUCCCAUCAACUACUCAUCCAAUAAUGUCCGUCGACCAUCGAUGGACUCCGAGAACCAAAUGUCAGUAGAUGCAUUUAAAAUACCUGAAGACCCUAAGUGGGAAUUUCCUCGGAAGAACCUGGUGCUCGGAAAGACUCUCGGCGAGGGAGAAUUUGGAAAAGUUGUCAAAGCGACAGCCUUCCGACUCAAGGGCAAAGCUGGCUACACCACAGUGGCGGUGAAAAUGUUGAAAGAAAAUGCUUCGUCAAGUGAGCUCCGAGAUUUACAUUCUGAGUUCAACCUUUUAAAACAAGUGAACCAUCCUCACGUCAUCAGGCUGUAUGGUGCUUGUAGCCAGGAUGGGCCUUUAUACUUAAUCGUGGAGUAUGCGAAAUAUGGCUCCUUGCGGAGUUUCCUAAGGGAAAGCCGGAAAGUGGGAACCAGCUACAUGGGAAGCGACACAAACAGGAAUUCCAGCUACUUGGACAAUCCAGAUGAACGGGCUCUCACUAUGGGCGACUUGAUCUCCUUUGCGUGGCAGAUCUCCCGUGGCAUGCAAUACCUUGCUGAGAUGAAGCUUGUUCAUCGUGAUUUGGCAGCCAGGAAUGUCUUAGUAGCCGAAGGGCGUAAAAUGAAGAUUUCUGACUUUGGUUUGUCUCGCGACGUUUAUGAAGAGGAUUCUUACGUCAAGAGGAGCAAGGGUCGAAUACCUGUAAAAUGGAUGGCCAUAGAGUCCCUCUUUGAUCACAUCUACACGACCCAGAGUGAUGUAUGGUCAUUUGGAGUGCUGCUAUGGGAGAUUGUGACGCUCGGAGGUAACCCAUAUCCAGGAAUUGCUCCGGAGAGGCUCUUUAACCUCUUAAAAACUGGUUAUAGAAUGGAGAAACCGGAAAACUGCAGUGAGGAAAUGUACAAUUUGAUGCUUCACUGCUGGAAACAGGAACCAGAUAAGAGGCCAACAUUUGCUGAGAUCAGUAAAGAAUUAGAAAAAAUGAUGGUCAAGAGCCGGGACUAUUUAGAUCUGGCCGCUUCCACUCCUUCGGACUCUCUGCUUUACGAUGAUGGACUCUCGGAAGAAGAGAUGCCCCUUGUGGAUUGUAAUAAUGUUCCCCUCCCUCGAACUCUUCCUUCCACAUGGAUUGAAAACAAACUCUAUGGCAUGUCAUACCCGAACUGGCCCGAAGAGAGCCCUGUUCCACUUGCCAGAAGCGACGGGCCUAAGGCUGUGUUUUCAAGAUAUGCAAAUGAUAGUGUUUAUGCUAACUGGAUGGUUUCACCCUCAGCGACCAAAUUUAUGGACAGAGUUUGAUAGUUAACAGUUACUUGGUGGAAGGUAACCGAUGCAGGAAGGGGUCUCCCCACCCCGUCCCCGUCCCCCGUGUCCAAAGAGUUGACUGUCCCCUUAGCUCAUUCUUUGAGUAGCAACAAUUGGUUGAAGCAAACAGGAAUUUCAAGGAAUGGGGAAAGUGUUCCCUUUACUUUUGAAAUUUACUUAAAUUUCAAUCGACUUUUUAGUUUCUCAAAUGCGUCCUCCCAGUUUUCCCUCUCGGAUGAUGAACACUGUCGCAGACUUUGGUCCCAACUCUCUAAAGUCCUAAAAAGGGGCAUCCAAAGAGGUUUAAAUGGGCUAAGAUGGUGGUCACAAUGACAAGGUCCAAUGGCAGCCAUUUUGAGUCCCCUUGACCUCUCUGGCAGAUGCCCGUAAUUAUUUUAGACUUUUUCUUUUCUUUUUUGCCUCCAAGUGUUCUCCAAGAAUUUUCUUUAGAUUUGAUGCAGCCAGUGGAUUUCUUGUUCCGAAUAACGUCGCAUUCCUGGAAACGGCUGUUUUAUGGGGGCGGUGAGCGAAAUCCUGUGGCUUCACUAGCGACUCCUGUUUCCUGUGGUCAUUGCUAUAUAAAAAAAAGGCAAAUUAAAGCAAGAAGCACAAAGUGGAAAAGCACUUGUUUUUUUGGUCCCCCCCCCCCAAAAUGCCUGAACUUAAUCUCACAUUAAGCAUUUGCGUUGAAUUGGCAGUAGGAAAUUGGUUUGGAAUCAAGAGCGAUAACGGACCCAAAAAUAACCCCCCAACAUUUUGGAAACCUGUAGUAAUGUACUGUUCUGUGGUUAUGAGGAAAAUAAGUGUUCUCUUUUUUUAAGAAAAAGAAAAGAAAAAGAAAAACUUAAAAAAAAUCAGGGUUAAAUUGUUCUUACCGUUAGCACAAUAGACUUUGAUAUCUUAGAAACUAGAAUAGAGACUCGAUCUCAGAAUACCCACCCAAUAUAAUUUGUUUUCCAUCACAUUCCUUCUGUUGUUUAUCUUAACGUGGGCUCCAGAUGUUUUGAAACAAAACUGGCAUAAAGAGGACCAGUUUAGUUUUGCUCCAUAAUUUUUUACUUCUUUCAUCAAAAAUUUUAUUUCUGCCACUCAUCCGGUACGGAUUCCCUCUUAACUGUGGCGAAUAAACUUCAAAUGCAUCAUUUGUAUCUGCAAAUCUUUUUCCCCAUCCCUAGACCAAAUGUCUGCCUUCCGCUUUUAAUUCCAUUUAAAACCGCUACAGUUUCUCAGUCUUUAGUUAAUAUUAGCAAGGAUUUUUCAAGUCUCACUGUUGGAAGAUCUGAAACCCCAGGGAUAGAUACUCUCAGAGACAAUCUUAACUGUUGGUCGUGAAAAAUUGACACUGACUUGAUGGUACACCAUCAUUCUCCUAUACUAUAGUCCGAACUGUGUUAAAGCAGAAAUCUUGGUUACGUUAACCACAGUUACUAAUUAGUAACCACAAAAUGUUUGGUUGUGAUGAAGACACAUAGUUUGAGAGGGGAAGGUGGCAUCCCCAGUAACUGUGAACCAAAGGUAACAGAAAAUGAGUGUUGAAUCUGCUGUUAGCCCCAACAGAAAUUUUAAUUUAUACAAUUCCUGUUUUUGUGUUAAAUGUGUGCAUAUGGUACACACUCUUGUCUCAUAUUUAAUCUUUACUCUCUCUGUGUUUGUGUUUUUUCCUCCUCUGUCAGUGUAGAAAAAAAAAAAUGUCUAAGGUUGUUGUCUUUUUUUCCAAAGAGUUAAAGCUAAAACCAGAUGUGAUGUUUUCAAUUUUGGCACAGUGUUUUCGGAAAUGGGCUGACUUUUACAGAGCUUUUUUGCAACGUGUAGCAGAAAGUGCAUUACAUGAUUGUGUAUUUUAUUAUUAUUAUUUUUGUUCGUCGUUUCACAAUUUCUAAAGAAUGCUGGAAUGUUAAUCCAACGUUUUUAUCCUUUUGGGAUACUCCUGCAUAUUCAAAAUAUACCAAAGCAUUGCUCAUCCCAUCUCUUCGGUUUCAGCUGAGUAAUUUUUUGCGUCUCCUUUUACGUGCUGCAAUUAUUUCAGAUUGAGUCAGAUUGCCAAAAAAACACAAUCACACCAGAGGGCUGAACACCUCCUUGGGAUAAUGUGGGUUUCAAAAUAAGCUACUUUUCAGAUGAAAAAAACAGGACGACAAUUUCUGUUCUGUAAACUAUUAUAUUAUGCAUUUGUGUUUACAAGGAAAAAAUAAUGUAUCUGUGUACACAGAUGUCCAACAGCUGUCAGUAUCCUGUAACAAGCAGUCAUCUCAA
This is a messenger RNA of Ahaetulla prasina, 6329 nucleotides long. RefSeq names its product ret proto-oncogene (gene RET). Gene Ontology annotation, molecular function: transmembrane receptor protein tyrosine kinase activity; ATP binding; calcium ion binding. Lineage: Eukaryota; Metazoa; Chordata; Lepidosauria; Squamata; Colubridae. The coding region runs from base 774 to 4070 and encodes 1098 amino acids. Gene Ontology annotation, biological process: positive regulation of kinase activity; multicellular organism development; cell surface receptor protein tyrosine kinase signaling pathway. The transcript is spliced from 20 exons. The record is from RefSeq and is a predicted model, not a curated record. Gene Ontology annotation, cellular component: signaling receptor complex; axon; membrane.